Fusarium tjaetaba is the source of this 249-nucleotide messenger RNA. RefSeq lists its product as uncharacterized. The record is from RefSeq and is a predicted model, not a curated record. The transcript is spliced from 2 exons. Bases 1 to 249 code for a protein of 82 amino acids. Lineage: Eukaryota; Fungi; Ascomycota; Sordariomycetes; Hypocreales; Nectriaceae.
AUGGAGGUUCAACCAUUUAACCAGGAAGCCUUCGACGCAGCCGCGAUAGAGGAGAGCACUGAUGAAAUCAAGGGCAUCGGUCAAACCAUCCACUGGAGGAAUUGUGAUCGUGGAUUCCAAAAGAAAUGCCAAGGCGGCGUAUGGCUGGGCAUGCCUAAGGAGGGAGGGUGGGUGAAGGUCGACCCGGGCUUUUCUGUUUACUUUGUGAGGGGCUCCAAGGGCGAGGUCCGGACGGCGGAUGCGGCAUAA